This is a messenger RNA of Cylas formicarius (sweet potato weevil), 1784 nucleotides long. RefSeq lists its product as uncharacterized. NCBI's taxonomy places the organism in Eukaryota, Metazoa, Arthropoda, Insecta, Coleoptera, Brentidae. The record is from RefSeq and is a predicted model, not a curated record. The transcript is spliced from 3 exons. Bases 112 to 1083 code for a protein of 323 amino acids.
CAACGUGCUUGGAUUCUCUUGUGAAUACAAAUGACUCCAGCGAAGUAGUUUAUAAAUUUCACGCGACGAUACUCGUCCAUUCAGUAUGCCACAAAACUACUUAUAACUAUAAUGAAGAUCAUCUUAAGCGUUCUUCUGGCGUGCAGUUUGGCGGCAGCCGAAAUACCACCCCCUCAGUCACCGAGAGCUUUCAAUCCGAGCCCACAACUGUUUCGGUUUUCGCAACCCCAACAACUCAGUAGUUCAUUGGCGGUAGAUCUCCCUCCCAAAGUUACGAUCGAGCAACUCAUCCGCCUCACCGAGCAACUGCAAGGUUCAAAAUUAAAGCUACCGAGCACCUCUUACGGAACACCUCCGCGAACAAGCUACGGGGUACCCAGCAAGCAAAUAUCGACGUAUCCUUCCCAAUAUAGACCACCAGCAACCGAACUCGUUCCAAACAAGCAAAUAUUGCCGGUCCACAACAUACCUGGCACGCUCAACAGCCAACAACCCCAAUCUCAGUAUGGACCACCUCAAAAUAGGCCUUCGAAUCAGUACGGAUUGCCAAACAACAAAAAUUUGGAAACUUUUGAUAAAGUACAAAACAACCCUGGACAAGGGAACCUUUUGAAUGGAUUUACCACCCAACACUUACCCAUUCAAGGACCCGCCGAUUUUUAUUCCGACUUUGGGGGUUUGGGCCAGUUACAGUCGAACCCGCAACAAAUCGCGAGCCAACCUGGUCAAAAUUAUAUUCCACCUACGACAGCUAGAACUCCGUAUUUCGCUACCCAGGCUCCGUUGCCCAUUUCCACCGUCGCAUCAUCCGUUCCCGAUGGUGGAAACGACAACCAGGCUACGGAAUCUACAGAUGCAGACGGUAUCGAUGAUCCAAACGUAUCGGUAGCUACAGCGGUCGCAGGAGGUAGCGGAUUGUUUUACGUUCAGCAGCCUGACGGUCGGCUGCAGAGGGUGGUCUUCCAGAAGACAAAAGAUAUUAACAGCAAACCAGAGGAAUAUACGGCCAAUUAUUACUUUCAAAAUAUCCACGCGUUACCGAAUACCGUCUACAGUCCACUUAUAACUUUGGGACGAAAAUAAUGUACACCAUUAGUUUGUAGUUAAUAAAAAGUUCACUUAUUUUUGUUCGAGCAAUCAAUCGAUGUGACUUAGCGAUGCUGUAAAACUUUUUGAUUAAUAAAAGCGAAUGGAUUCAGGGAACGAAAGAGAAAGAACAUUAACAAAUGAACUGGUUUGUAUGGUGUGUAGGUACUAACGAACCGUAUCUAAUCAUUCGUUCACCUGCGCAAGCGUUUACUAGGCAGUACAUCAAAAGAGAAUUUCGAGCUAUUUGUUCAGUCUGUUUCAGUCUGUGCGUAUGUAAGGUGGUACGGAAUGUUAUUCGUUGAAUUUUUAAUUUAGAUUUAGCUCCUAGAAGAACUGGUGUUUCGAAACAGUAAACACAUUGGAAUCUCAGAGACUAAAAGAAUUAUAGAGUUGAUCAACUUUUUCGUCGAUUUUACCGACUCUUUAUUUCAUUGUAGUUUCCGACAUUUCAAUGAUAGUAUAUACACAAUACGACUCAGUAACUAGUCACAAAAUUACGAAAAUGACGUUAUAUAUGACGUCAGCAAGACGUUAAUUUAACCUACUAAUAUCUUUACAUCAAUUAGUGUCGUCAAUUUUUAUCAUUCAAGUCUCGGCUUUUUUACGUCAACUUGAAUUGUCAACUUUUGUCAUUUAAGUGACGUCAAUUUAAAGUCAUUGGUCAUUGGUCAUUACUGCCGAAAUAUAUAUCGAUU